AUGCACGCUUUACGGCGCUCCUUACUCCAGCAAUGGCCCCGCUGCUCACAACUCACCUUCCUCCCCUUGGUCCACUCAGAUCUCAUUUCAACAUGGCCACCACUAAGACAGGGUCGGAAAAAACGCCUUGAACUGCUUUACCCUGAGCCUCCAACAACACACCACCACGACCUCGCGUCGUUUCUUUCGUACGCAGAACGCACCGGUCUCGACACGUUUUCGACUGUCUAUGUCGGAACCCACUAUGAGUACACGGUCUCCUUGACACUCUCCCAGUACGGCAUCCAGGCCGUCCGGGUCGGUGGAGCCUCGGACAACGGCAUAGACCUCCUCGGCACAUGGGGCAUUCCCUCUCGGACCAAACCUAUCAGAGUAAUCCUCCAAUGCAAAGGAGGCACUCAGCGUAUCGGCCCCUCGCUAGUCCGGGAGCUGGAGGGCUCCUUCAUCGGCGCUCCUGUCGGCUGGCGCGGCGAUGGCGUCAUCGCGUUCCUGGUCAGCGAGAAGACCGCGAGCAAGGGGGUUCGGGAGGCUUUGGGACGGAGCCGCUGGCCCAUGGGCUUUGUUUCGUGCUCCAGGGACGGUUUCGUGCAGCAAAUGCUUUGGAACCACCGGGCGGAGGAGGAGGGGCUAAGAGGUCUUGGGGUCACCAUGCGCCAUGCCGAAACUGGGGACGACAAGUCGCAGAUUGUCUUGACGUACAACGGCAAGCGAGUUGGCAGUGUUACCAAGACGGACGUGUCUAGGCUUUGA
This is a messenger RNA of Colletotrichum higginsianum IMI 349063, 750 nucleotides long. Its product is annotated as putative Glutathione s-transferase. The coding region runs from base 1 to 750 and encodes 249 amino acids. Lineage: Eukaryota; Fungi; Ascomycota; Sordariomycetes; Glomerellales; Glomerellaceae. The transcript has a single exon. Gene Ontology annotation, cellular component: mitochondrion. The record is from RefSeq and is a predicted model, not a curated record.